AGUGUCGUUAGACGAAUAGAAAGCUGCAGAAAAGCGACGAAUACUUGACUAACUUUGACGUUGGCGUCAUUUUUUCUCCCACCUAUCUCAAGUCGCCAGUGAUUUCUCGCUACAUGAAGUCGCAUCUUUAAAGCCGUUAACAGCGAUCGACGUAUUAAGUCAAGUCCGAUUAUUCGUGCAUUCGUGCCAAAUCGUGCGACGUGUAUCUGAAAAGACGCGACGUGUAUUUUGUUAAGAGGUUAUAGUCGUGAUGGGUGCAGCGGAGAAUUCCAUCAUACAAAUUAAUAAGUGGGAUGGCUCAGCCGUGAAAAAUGCUUUAGACGAUACAGUCAAGGAAGUACUCACCAAGAAAUAUAAUUACAUAGAAAAUUUUUCUCUUCUUGAUGGAAGACUGUUCCUCUGUGGAAUUACUGUUACUAUAGCUAUCAUAGCACUAUUAUGUGAUUACUUAUACCCAUUCCCUGCUUCUAAGCCUGUUUUAAUAGCUUGUGUCUCCUUCUAUUUUCUUUUAAUGGGACUCUUGACAUUGUAUACAACGUACAAAGAGAAAGGCAUAUUUAUAGUUGCAAUUCAAAGAGAUCCAGCAGGUUUCAAUCCUGACAUGAUUUGGGAAGCAAGUUCCUAUUUAAAAAAAUAUGACGACAAAUACAAUUUGGUGUUGUCAGUUAAAAGUACGUCAAUGGGAAUCUUUAAUGAGACAAGUGUUACGAAAUCCGUUGCGAAUUUCAUUGAUAUUAAUGGCGCAGUUAUACCAGGAUUAAUAGAAACUGUAGUAACGAACAUGCACGACAGUCUGACAUCCCAACGGAAAGAGAAGUAGCAAUAUUCUAAGAUAAAAAAUAGAGAUAAACUAAAAUCAA
This is a messenger RNA of Acromyrmex echinatior (Panamanian leafcutter ant), 860 nucleotides long. RefSeq names its product Signal peptidase complex subunit Spase25 (gene Spase25). Gene Ontology annotation, cellular component: membrane; signal peptidase complex. Gene Ontology annotation, biological process: protein targeting to ER. NCBI's taxonomy places the organism in Eukaryota, Metazoa, Arthropoda, Insecta, Hymenoptera, Formicidae. The record is from RefSeq and is a predicted model, not a curated record.